Molecule: messenger RNA, 585 nt
Organism: Dracunculus medinensis (Guinea worm)
Lineage: Eukaryota; Metazoa; Nematoda; Chromadorea; Rhabditida; Dracunculidae
Source: the annotation of a GenBank genome assembly
AUGGAGAACGCGGUAAAUCCAAAAAUUUUCUUCGACGUCGACAACGAGAUUUGUGCGUGGAAACGUAAUUUUGAAAAAGCGUUCGCAGCUGUCGAAUCACUUUCUAUGAAUUGUGAUGCGGAGAAUUAUCAAAGAUUGAAUCAACUUAUUGAUAUUUAUGAAAAUAUUGAAAAGAAAGCCAGUCGAGAAUUCAAGGUCGCUUGUGAAUUACUUCAACAUCCGACAAUCACUUCUUUUAAUGAAGUUUUUUCACAAAAAUUAAAGGAAGUUGAAGAGAAUGAAGAACCAAUGGAACGAUUCAAUGCGUUAAGAAAAAUAAAGAACAAUGAUGAUGACGAUAUGAUUGUUGAAAAUUUGUUUUAUUCAAGGAAGGAUCCGUUUACGAAAAAGAAUAUUGUCCAUCCUGUUCGAAAUCAACACUGUAAGCAUGUGUAUGAUAAGGAAUCUGUCAAAAAAAUGAUCAAUGAAUGUAAAAAGCGACGUCAGUUAUGCCAAUGUCCUAUACAAUCGUGUCCAAAUAAACGAGUUCUAGUUAUGGAAGAUAUGAUUCCUUUUCCUGAUUUCUUCAGUCAAAUCAAUGAUUAG